AUGAAGGUCACUUUCUUCCUCACUGUUGCUGCUGUUCUCGUUGCUGCUGUCUCUGCUGGUGGACGAGCGGGUGUUGACCAAGAAAUGGGUGGUAUUGGCAAUGAAGGUCGCGUCAGUGGUCUCUUGAACAAUCUCCUCAAAGGUGGUCUUUUGGCUGACGCCAGCGAGGGCUACGGCGCUAGACAAGAUGCUUUUUAA
This is a messenger RNA of Radiomyces spectabilis, 198 nucleotides long. RefSeq lists its product as uncharacterized. Bases 1 to 198 code for a protein of 65 amino acids. NCBI's taxonomy places the organism in Eukaryota, Fungi, Mucoromycota, Mucoromycetes, Mucorales, Radiomycetaceae. The record is from RefSeq and is a predicted model, not a curated record. The transcript is spliced from 2 exons.